Molecule: messenger RNA, 1893 nt
Organism: Colossoma macropomum (tambaqui)
Lineage: Eukaryota; Metazoa; Chordata; Actinopteri; Characiformes; Serrasalmidae
Gene: nitr9
Product: novel immune-type receptor 9
Exons: 4
Coding region: 681-1766 (361 amino acids)
Biological process (GO): response to bacterium
Source: RefSeq, a predicted model, not a curated record
AGAUUUUCACGAGAGGCUGAGAUGAAAAACAAAGAGGAAAAGGGUCCAGAUCAGGGUCUAGAAUAGUUCCUGUUUAAAAGUAUAGUUUUGUCAUCAUUCUGGCUUUUUCAUUCACAUCUAAAACUGAAAUGCCACAGUAGCUGCCUUAGUUAACCCCAUAAACCAUUCAAUCAAAGCAAAUAUGCUGCAUCUGCGGUUUUGUUCCCCUGUAAGGUGUGAAGACACAGUCAGCUUUACUGUGGUGCUGAUAGUAAAUGAUGAAGGAGUGAUAAAGUACAGUAUAAGCAUAAAGGCCUUUUUAAGUUUUGCAAAGAAAAUACAGCUAUGAUUGGUUUGAACACUCUGUACUUUUUGGACGCAAAUAAAAUAGCAGGAAGAAUGUAUUUUACAUUGGGUACAACCCUGUUUCACACAUUUACGAUCACAUGGUCAUUGCCUUGCAUCCUCCACAAUGUAGUUUAUGCACAUGUGUUAAAGUUAGUUGGAACUGAAGAAGGUCACAUUCUGUAUCCGGAGAGAGAAAAAAACCACAGCUAGCACAGUUUCACAUCAGAACAGUCCAGUUUUAAAGGAAAUUACUUUUGUACUUUUGUAUAAGUCAGCAAAGCACAUUUGCAUCGUCAGGUGUUUCUUUUUUUUUUUUCUUCUAUGAUUUACAAAGUGUUUCAUGGCUCAACAAAAUGUUCAGGCGUCACACUGUUGGCUCACCCUGCAGUCACUUCUUUUCAGUCACUCUGUUUAUUCUCCACGCUUUCUUCCUUGUGUUCCCCAGAGUCUUCUCAGCAAAUGUGUAUGAAGAGGCUGAAAAAAUGUUGACCAUUGGAAUUUUUUUCCUUCUUUGUCCAAUGAAUCUUGUCAAAACACAUAAAAGCUCACAACAAGAUGGUGCUUUGGUGUUUAUUAAGGAAGGAGACAGUAUCACCAUUGCUUGUCAUUACCAGAGUGAAAUGGCCAUGCACUUCUCCUGGUACAAGAACAAACUUGGUCAGAAGCCUGAACUCAUCUCCACUAUAUACAAAUACGAUGUGAAAGCCACAUUCUAUGGUGAAUUCAGGAAUAACACUCGGUUUAACAUGGUGAAUGGGAAGGGUGUAACUCACAUGGUGAUCACAGACUUACGGCUCUCUGACUCUGGCACAUAUUACUGUGGAAGUGCUCAUUCCAACAUAGUGGAGUUUGGGGAAGGAACACAGCUGGUAGUAAGAGCUUUACAGUUGCAUAGCCUGUCUGUACUCCAGCAGCCCACAUUACAGCCAGUUCACCCAGGAGACUCUGUGACUCUGGAGUGUACAGUGCUCAGUGAGAGUAGUUCAAGACAACACAGUGUGUACUGGUUCAGACAUGGAUCAGGAGAAUCUCAUCCAGGAAUCAUUUACACUCAUGGAAACAGGAGUGAUGAGUGUAAGAAAAGCUCUGAGGCUGAUUCUCCUACACAGAGCUGUGUCUACAAACUCCCCAAGAGAAACCUCAGCCUCUCUGAUGCUGGAACUUACUACUGUGCUGUGGCCAUGUGUGGAGAGAUCAUCUUUGGGAAUGGAACAAUGCUGAAUAUAAACAGUAAUGGUGUGGAUUGUUCCGAGCAGAUGCACAUCUUGGUUCUUCUUUCUAUCAUACGAACUGCAGUUUUCUUUUUAAGUGUUGGUGUAAUCAUCAUAUACCAUUGUGUAAGUCAAAGAGCAAAUACAAUGAGAUCUGAUUCACUAUUACUGUCUAGAGAGUCUACCAAGAAAAACACUUUGCCCGACUGUAAAAAGAAUAGCUGCUGAACGCCAGCAUAGAUAAAGACUAAUUAAUAUCAGUUUUAGUCCAUGUUACUGUAUUGUAACUGUUUAUAUGUUUGAGUCAAUGUUAAAAUGUCAAAGUAAAAAAAAAGUUCUGUUAAAAUUUUUAUAA